Cynoglossus semilaevis (tongue sole) is the source of this 10647-nucleotide messenger RNA. RefSeq lists its product as uncharacterized. The transcript has 43 exons. Lineage: Eukaryota; Metazoa; Chordata; Actinopteri; Pleuronectiformes; Cynoglossidae. Gene Ontology annotation, molecular function: protein binding; zinc ion binding. The record is from RefSeq and is a predicted model, not a curated record. Bases 1035 to 10589 code for a protein of 3184 amino acids.
UAUCUAACUUUAGAAAAAAAGUCUAAUCAAAUUCACAUUAACAGCUUUUGAUUUUUUUUUUUUGUAUUUCUGUUUGAAGGAGAGAUUUCACUGUAGCUGAAAACGUUGGACUCUAACAAAUGUUUUUUUGACUGAUCAUUCUAGUCAGGGGAAUCUCCAAACUGUGUGUCAUCUUUUUAUGUGGUAGGGUAUGCCGUUCCAUCCAUCAACAUCUUGAGACAUUGGCCAUUUUGGAUCACUACGACCCCGGAGUUACGUCUCUGACUGUGUACAUGUCGGUUCCAGUAACCCCCUGGUUCACUGAAUAUUUUGUAUUCUUAUGGUUUUUUUAGUUAAAAAAAAAAGAAAAAUGAAAACUUGUUAUAACUUGUUUUUUUUAAUGUUGUUUCACUAGUAGUAUCACUAGUAUCAAGUCUGUGGAGAAGAGUGAUGUGCAGUCAAGUUCGUGCUUCACUGGUGGUGUUAGGUCGAUGAGCCAAAGCCUUUUAAAAAUACCUUUUUAAAAAACAGAAAAUGCUAUAUACUCAUGAUGAUUUUGUAAAAAAAAAAAAACAAGUACUUGUGGUCAACUAUGCAACGCAAAUAAUUACGUGCAAAUAAGAUGUGAAGUGUGAAAGGUAAUGGCGGACGAUAACAAUAAUGGAAAAUGGAAAGGAUAAGCAGUUCUCUAUAAGACUAAUAUAAUAUUGACCAGGUUAGUUAGUGUUAUCAGUAUUAAUAAGAUUAAAUUAAAAAUUUCCGGCAGCUUUCCAACAAAAAAAUAUUUAUUAACUCAUUUUCUUUCUUUUUUAAACACUGCCUGUAAAAAAGUAUUAUUAUUGUUUUUAAAAACCAACUGCACAUUCCGGUUUGAGUGUCCGCCCACCGUUCGCGGUACUGAAAAUCUCGUAAUCUCAUUCGCUUCUACCGAUGUCAGACAGUGACAGAGCACUCAGUGAUUGGUUGACGUGAUUCCGACAACGAAACGUCACGAAGAGCAGGAACCCGGAGUAGGAAACAUGGCUGCCACUGUGUGAGCUGCUUGUACAACGUUGAUGCUGCAUUUAAAGGAAACUGACGUUAAGCCUGGGAUGGAAAAACACAGACGACCUUUGACCCCGGAGGAAGAUGCUCUGGAGCACAUAUCUGCUGGUAAAGACAAAUCUUCUCUGGAGGAAAGGUUCAUAGAUGCCUUCAAAGGGAGGGGUCUUUUCACAAGAAGGGCCAUUCAACCUUCCUCAUUUGUGGUUGAAUAUCGUGGGAACGUUGUCUGUCAAAAAGAUGCCCAACCCGUGAGAUCAUCUGGAGAUAACGUGAACAAUUUUUUAUACGAGUUUUCCUGGAACGAAAAGAGAUGGUGCGUUGAUGCGUCGAUAGAAGACGGAAGCCUCGGCAGACUUGGGAACGACGAUCACCAAAGUCCAAACUGUAAGAUGAAGAAAAUAUCUUUUGAAGGGAAACCACACUUAUGUCUGUUUGCUUUAAGGAAAAUAUCUGCAGGAGAAGAAAUAACGUACAAUUAUGGAAACUACUCGUACCCGUGGCGCUCAGUGUUUAAAGAAUCCUGCUUCGAUGAGAAAGACAUGGACCAACUGUCUGACGGUGUGAACAGCGAAUGCUCAGGCAAACGCAGAAGUGGACGGAGCCGUGGAUCAAUUUCUCACUCCUACAAAGAGUCACAGAGCUCCUCAGACCCACAAUCAGGUGAUGACGUUUCUUCAGCCAGUGGUGAGGAAUACGCUCCCCCUGAGGAUGAUGAUGAGGUGGAGGAAGAGAAGGAGGAGCCUGUCUGUGGACAGGCUGUGGAGAAAACUCUCUCCAAGAAAAACUAUUGUUUUGUUUGUGGGAAAGGAAUGAUCAAGUUGGCCCGUCACUUACGUCAGACUCACGCCAAACAUGACCCUGAAGUUGCUGCGGCCUUCAAGAUGCCUAAGAAUUCCAAGGAGCAAAAGCUGGUGCUCAAGAAGCUCAGGUGCAGAGGAAACGUCAAACACAAUGAAGAAGUGCUGAGGAGCAACCGUGGGCAGUUGAAACUCCUGACUCGACCGCGACGGCACACGUUUGACAUCGGACAGUACGUGGCCUGUCUUCACUGCAAGGCCAUGGUGAAUGGCAAGCAUCUCUGGUCACACCUGGCCAUCUGCCCCUUCAGAAAAUCAUGCAGUCAUUUAAAAGGUGUGAAGGAUGUGUCCACCAGGGGCGCUGUUGCCAAGUCUCAGGGUAAAGCGGUGGUGACCAGGUACGCCUGGAAGGUGCUGUCGAAGAUGAAACAAGACAACAUCGCCUUCAUCGUUCACAAUGAUGACCUCCUGGUCCAGCUGGCCCAGUAUCUGUCCGAGAAGUGCAACUAUCAGACCACCGGACAGGAUGACAUCGUAGACACGCUUAGAGUCUUGGGCAAACUCAUGUUAGCGCUGCAGGCUAAGUCCAUAUUCAAGUAUGAAGACGCCAUCAAUCCUAACAACUUCCACAUGGUUCUCGAAGUUAUCAGGUAUUUAGCCAAUUUCGAUAAGCAGAAGCGUCGGUACCGCAAACCAGUCUUAGCUUCACGGAUAGGAAGUGCUCUUCAAAAUCUCUGCAAACUCGUCCUCAAGAUCUCUCACGACAACGAGGAGCUGAGGUCGAGAACCACGGAGGUUAUGGCCAUGUGUAAAAGUGAAUUUCGCCGACCUAGCGCUCCAAAAGCCACUCCCAUCACCAGGAGAGAUCUUCCAGAAAAAGGUCGUCCGAAAGAAGACGGGCCGUGUCCCAUAACGUUUACGAUGGAUGUGCAGGUUUUACACAAGUACCUGGAAAAGACCUUGGACUCUGCGGUCGAAAGCCUGGAGAAGUUUGCCAGCCCGCAGGUCUACAACGCCCUCUGCAGGGUGCUCUUUGCUCAGGUUAGCAUCUUGAACAAAGGUUCAAAUCACAUUUCGAAACUGACUCUGAAAUCAUUCCAUGACCGAAAGGAAACGGAGCAAGUCCUGUCCAAACAGUUGAUCCGGAUCGACAUUGUAACUCACGGCAAAAAGAUUUUGCCAGUUUUGUUGAAACCCGAAAUGAUCAGCACAAUAACGCUCCUGGUGGACAAGAGAAGCAGCUGCGGCGUACACGCGGAUAAUCCGUACUUGUUUGCGAAGCCUGACAACUCGGUCUCCAGCGCGUUCCUCUCCAGGGGCUGCGUUGUCACCUAUGCAAAAAUGUGUCACGUCAAACAACCAGACCACCUGAAAGGACCGAACUUCAGGCACCUAGCAAGACUUUUCCACAUACUGGACCUGAACGACAGCGAGCUCGAUCACCUGGCAAAAGUGCUGGGCCGCAACAUGCGGACGGAGCGCGACUGGUACCGGACACCAGAGGCAGCGCAAGAUCUGGCCAAAGUCGCCAAACUGCUCAUGGCGAUGGAAAUGGGUUUUCUGGAAAAAAUCAAAGGAGAUACACUGGACCAAGUCCAGCUCCUGGAUCACCUGGAGUCAUAUGUGGAGGAGGACCAGUCUAACAAUAGUAAUGAACAGGAUCGUAUGAAGUUUCAACAGGAAGUUGUUACGAAACAAGGAAACACAGAGGAGGUGGACACAUCAGAAAAUGAUGAUGCUGCUGCUGCUGCUGCUGCUGCUUCUUCAGAGGAUGAACCGGCUGUGGACUCAGAUGACUUGGCUCACGGUGUGAACGUUAGUGAUGAAGAACCGAGCGCCUCAGGACCUGAUCCUGACCAGUCGGUCCAACAGAAGAACUCUGUCGACCACGUCUACGACGGGACGUCCGAUGAAGAGGACCGAAUCAUCUCCUUCACCAAGGAGAACUUCUGUUUCGUCUGUGGUAAAGGUUACUCCAAAAUAAUUCGCCACUUUUGGACCCACAGAAAACAAGUAGCCGAGAUCCAGGACGUGUACGAUCUGCGUCCCGGGUCCAAGAAACGAAGAAAGAGCCUGGAACUCUUCCGCAACAGGGGAAACUUCCAACAUAAUCUGGAAGUGUUGAAGAAGGGUGGCGGGAAAGUGAGAGUGAUGAAGAGAACCUCGGGUUUGACCACCUCAGCUGAAACCCUGGCGGCCUGUUUGUAUUGUAAAGCCAUGUUCCCCAGCAGAGUCUUAAGGUCGCACUUCAACAAGUGUCUGUCGAAAAAGGCCCUGAAGUCCUCGGUGUUUCUCAGCUCCAGUGUCUUACAGUUGAUCACCACGGUUCCCAGAGUCCUGGAGAAAAUGCCGUCGCACGUGGAGAACAUUUUAAGGAACAUGAAGGAGGACGAGAUCGGUUCCGUGGUCCUCAGCGAUCGCUGGCUGCUGCUGCUGGCCAAGACGCUGCGGCUGAAGGACGCGUGUCACAUCCGUGCGAGGCUGAGGGCCGCGGCCGAACCCCUGCCGAAGCCGAAGGAGAACUCGCCUGGGAACUUCAGCAAAGUCCUCGAAGCUGCCAAAGAGCUGGCCCACUUCAACGAAGAGACCAAGUUCUCCGAGAUCCCAGGUCUGAUGUCCACCUUGGCGUACGCGCUGAGGAAAAUGGCUGAACUCAAAUACGCCUCGGCCGUGUGGGAGGAGGCGCACGCAGAAGAGCUCCGUGAAGCCGAGACGUUCAUGAAGCUGGUGUCUACGGAGAAGGCCUUCAGUAGAGAGAGACGGGUGGACAACCUACCAUCUGUCCCCUUCACACAAGACGCCCAGCUUCUGCACCAACACCUGGAGAAGGUCAUGGCGUCGGAAGUGGAGCGUCUGCAAACAAGUGAGAGUCAGCGGUCUUACAGUUCACUCCUCAAAGUCCUGCUGGCACAGGUGUUGAUCUUCAACACAUCCACGAGGAAGGUCUCCAGGAUAACGCUGGAGUCCUUCGUGGCCGAGGAGCACGAUAAGGAAGACGUCGACGGUCGGCCCCAGUUGGAACAAUUUCUUGCCAAGCACCGUUUGCAGAUCAAAACCAAAGCCAGGUGCGGUCAAAAAGGUCAGGAGGAAGAGGUCACCCUCACCUUGACCCCAGACAUUCUGGACGCGGUGAAGGUGCUCGUGAGCAAAAGAGACAUUUCUUCCGUGUCUAAGAAAAAUCCCUUCCUGUUUGCCACACCAGACGCGCCCCUGACCUUUGACCGGGGUCACCCACCCAUCAGGUCCUAUCUGGAAUGUUGUGGCGCCAAAAGCCCCCAGAACCUCAGGAUCAAGGGGUUCUACAAACACGUGGUGAGGAUUUUUCUGAUUCUCAGCCUCAGGUCAGAGGAGCUGGAGGAGCUUUCCAAACUCCUGGACCAGGACUUUCCAAAGGACAGGGAAUAUUAUCGGACACCAGAGGCCGCCGUGGAUAUUGUGAAAAUAUCAGAGCUUCUGUCAGCGGCGGAGAACGGAUCUAUGGAUAAGUUCCACGGAAAGUCCUUUGAGGACAUGAAGGUUCCAGAUCAACUGCAGGUGGAUCCACAACCAGAGGACUCUGACCACAGUGACGUCUGGGAGGACAGUGAGGACGAGGAAGGAUCACGAAACGACGCGUCGUGGCCCAGUCAGACCACUAGGGACAACAGUGAGAACUCGUCUGAGGACGGGGACACAUCUGAAGACGAGGCGACGAAGCCACCGGAGAAAACCCUGUCAUGUGGCAGCGAAAAGUCAAACAUGUUUUCAAGCGGCGAGGACGAGGACAUGAACGUGGAUUUUGACAUGGACAUAGACACAGAUGAGGACGAUGGAAGUAGAGAGACGAAGAAUGUCUCGGCUGAAACGUCAGAGAAAAAGGAGGAGGAGGAGAAGAAUACCCCGGGGAGGGGCGAGGACGUGGAGGAGGAGCAGGGCUCGUCUGAGAAGAAGAACACUGACACAGAUCAGGAGGAGGCUAUGGACGUGGAUGAUGAUGAUGGUGAUGAUGAAGGAAGAGAAGAACAUCGUGUGAAGGCUGUGGAAGACAAAAGAAGUCCAGAAAAAGAAGGAGACAAGCCAGAUGUUGGAGAAGACCGUCCACCGACCGUCAGCCUUCACGCAGCAACGAAGAGGAAACUCUUGCUUGAACUGAUGAAAGAAGUGAGGAUAUCACUGCCCAAGCUCAACAUCGAGAACCUGAACGCACCAGUCCCUGUGUCUCAGUUUUUAUCAGCGCGUACAAAGACUCCAGCCCACGGUCAGCCCACACUGAAGACAACUGAAGACAACCGACGUCAAACACCUUCCAGGUCCACUGAUGUCCAGAACAAGACGCCCGCCACUGAAAAGACCCUGAGCAUGACCUGCUCCCAGUGCAGGAGGCUCAUCUUGAAGGGUCAGACGGCCUUCCAGAAGAAAGGAUUCCCAGAAGUCUUCUGCUCCAAAACCUGCCUGUUUGCCAUGUUCGCCCUCAACAAACCAGAAGCCAAGACAUGUCACCACUGUCACAAGGUCAUCACUCUGGUCCUGGACCUGGUCAUGGCUGCAGUCGACCCUCAGGGAACCAUGAAGAACUUCUGUAACGUCUCCUGUCUGUGUUCGUUCAAGUCCAUCAGUUUCUCCCCCUCGACCUCCUCCUCUUCCUCCUCCUCAUCAUCACCUCCGUCAAUGUGCAGCAUGUGCAACCAACCCUGCACCACCACACGUGACCUGACCCUGAGCACAGGCAUCCGUAAGUUUUGCAGCGACUCCUGCCUCGAAGGUUUCCAGCGAGACGUGGCGCACGACCGGACGAAGGCCGUCUGCAAGAGAGGAUGUCUGGAGGUCUUCAAGGAGAAAAACCCAGGGCCACGCCCCUGCACCAUGUGCUGCACCCCCUGGCCGACGGCGGAGAUGUUCCUCUUCAGGAACACCGAGGGAUGGUUCCAGUUCUUCUGCAGUCGAGCCUGUGUGAACUCCUACAAACAGCACCGUCCUGGUGCAGCUCCAGACGUGACAAAGUCAAGUUUGGAAAAAGGAGAAAAUAAGUUAAAGUUGGAUUGUGAGGAGGUCAUCUUGCCUCCACCAUGCACCAAACCAACCAUUGCCGCUCCUUCGCUACGAACGACAGUUCUCUGUUCCAACUGCGGGAAGAAGCUGGAGAGAGGACGGGCGAUGUACCGACCGCACGACUCUCCCAAGAUCUUCUGCAGCCAGACGUGUUUCUCCCGAAGGUCCCGCACCGACGUGGAGGCCAAGACCUGCUUCAACUGCUGUCAGGUCAUACCGCGACCUCACAGCGUCAUACUGGCCCCGGUGGGUGAUUCUGGGACGAUGAAGGAGCUGUGCAGUGAGACCUGUCUCGCCUCCAUCACGUCUGUGAGGAGCCACAAAGCCCCGAAACCGCCGACACCAGCACCAUCACCAUCACCAGGAACCGAUUCAUCCUGCAGGAUUUGUCAUAAACUCGCUGACGAAAAGUUCAAGCUGACCGUGGGAACCUCGCUCUACAGUCUGUGCAGCGAGGCCUGCUACGUCCUCUGCCUCAGAGGCAACAACUUGCCCGUGUCUACGUGCCGCGUCUGUGGCUCCGUCUGCGUCCAGGACAGAAUGAUGGUGGUGGUGACGGAGGAGGACGACGACAGGAAGACCGUGUGCAGUGAUGAGUGUCUGGUCAAGUUCAAAGAGAAAACAGAGAGGCUCCAGUCGUGUCCCACCUGUUGCACGUCUCAUCGCAUGUCAGACAUGAUUGAAAACAAGAACCGGGAGAGCGUCCUGAGUUUUUACUGCAGUGACAGAUGCAUGAUGGUCUACAUGGCCCAGUCUGUCACUCUGUCAGAAAGGGGCAGCCCCUCACCUGAAGGGGGCGACAUUGAGGAUGUGAAGCCAACUUCGAUACGUUUGGACUGUAUCAAGAAAGAACCCGACGACGAGGAGUUCACGCCGAGCAACUCACCCUUCACAUCAACCGACCGGAUCAAGCCUGAGCCAACGGCAAAGGAGGACGGGUUUGUCUCCGUCGUCUCCAUGAAAGAAGACUCUACUGCCGAGCACCAGGUCUCACCUGUCCAGGAGACGGCGUCUCCCGUGAAGGAUCCGUGCUCUACUGCGCCCCCUGUCCCUGGUGUGGAAGUCCAACUCUGCUGCUGUGACUGUAAAAAGGUUCUGGUGGACGGGGAGACGUUCUACCAGAAGGAGAACCACUCGGAAAUCUUCUGCUCCGUUUCCUGCCUUUUCAAAUUCUACCAGAUGAAGCCGGUCAGGAAGACCUGCUUUUACUGUCUGGAGUCUGUGAAAGAGUCUGAGGACGUCCUCCAGGCUCCGGUGGACGAUGAGGGGACGGUGAAGGACUUCUGCGGCCAGACCUGCAUGUCCUCCUUCAACUAUAAGAAAAGCGUGACCAUCGGAAUUCCCAUGGUGCCUGUUAAAAGUCACUCCCAGUGCUGCAUGUGCAACAGAUACUGCAUAAGCAGACAUGAGGUCACACACCAGGAGCGUGUGCAGAAACUGUGCAGCGACAGCUGUUUCCUGCGCUUCUGUAACGUCAACCACCUGAGUCUGUGUGGGUGGUGUCACCGCAGCUACGUCACAGCAGCCGUCGUCCUCAGAACCGAGGAGCUCCACAGGAAGCUGUGCAGCGCAGAGUGUGUGGCUCAGGUCAAAAAGGAAAUCCAGAGGCCGCAGCAGUGCUCCAUGUGCAGCACUUCUAAACCUCUGUCAGACAUGGUGGAGAACAGAGGUGGUGGAGGAGAGCUGGAGUUCUUCUGCUCCCUCAGCUGUGUGACGGCGUCAAAGAUCCAGGCCGUCAGCGCCGCAGGCAGCCCAGUGGACUGUGCUAGCUGUGGGAAGAACACAGUCCCGGCCUGUCACCUGGCCAUGGCCGACGCCUCCAUCAGGAACUUCUGCUCUCUGUCCUGUGCGAUGGCUUUUAAGGAAAAGCAGCCCGCCAACGACAAGAAGGACCCUCAGAAAGACACGGACACCGUCUUAGACCGAACACGGCAGCAGCAGCUGCUCUGUGUCCACUGUCAAGCCCAGAUAGAAGCCAAACCCAAAGUUGUCCAGAAGGAGGACAGGCUGAGUUUCCUGUGCAGCCAGAGCUGCUGCGUAGCUUUCAGGAGAGACAACAACAUCACAGGAAGGUGUGAAUAUUGUCAGAGUGAACGUGUGAUUUACGAGGUCAGGAGGAUGAACGGCAGAGACUGCUGCUUCUGCAGCGAAGGUUGUGAGAUGAUCUUCACCAAGGAUCGUCUGAAGGAGUGGGGCAGUUGUUGUCACACUUGUCAUUACUGUAGCGACCUCUGCAGGACGUCUGUGACGUCGGUGUACGGAAACCAACAGAUGGAGUUCUGCUCUGAAGACUGCAGGUCCAAGUUCAGCCUGGUCUUCAACCGCGUGGCGCAGUGUGACUCCUGUGGCCAGAAUGAAAAACUGAAGGAGAGUCUGCAGCUGCCGGCAGAGGUCAAACACUUCUGUGACCUCAGGUGUUUGCAGAACUUCUGCAGGAAAGCUGCUCAUACGGAGAACACAGUUUCUUCUUCUUCUGUCUCGGUGGCUUCAUGUCCUGUCAUCAGUAACGUGAUCUCACUGGCUGGUUACCUGGCUAAGUACAAAGAGGCUAAAGCUAAGAUUGUUGGACAAGCCAGUGUUCUGACAGACACCAGACAGCUGAAGAACAAGUCCCUGCUCUGCACCCCACUGGUCCACAACAAAGGCGUCAGUUGUACGAGUUCUGUUUCUGAAGUGGAAGCACAGACGGAUACCUUUUACCCUAAGGUGGUUGUUCUGCCUGUGCCUCUGCCUCUGCCUGUUUACCUGCCACUGCCCAUGAGCAUGUACAGUCAGUUCACGCCGUACCCUGUGGCUCUGCCUCUGCCGCUGCCUGUGCCCAUGUUCGUCCCCGUUUUUCCGGACGCCUCAAAACAAACAGAGAAAAAAGAUGUGGACAAAGAACUCCAGCAGAACGACAGACAGGAAGAAACAGAGGGACAAAUACCUGAGGCCAUGACAGAUCUGAUCAACAGUUUGAACAGUCAGGACAGGCGUCCCGUGGACACACAGGACAUGUCUCUCACUGACCCCGGCCUCUCGUCUCCUGUUGGACUGGACUCCUCUCCUGCCGUUCCUACUCCACAUGAUCUCCAGCAGCAGCAGUCGACCACGUCCACUCACAGACCGCUGAUGUGUGACAGACUGGACACUGAGCGAGGAGUCCAGGCCUGGAGAAGAUGGGUCCAGUGGAGAGGAGGUCAAAGUGACCUCCACACUGACCCCUGUGGCAGCACCCUGUGUCUGAAGGACAACCUCCUUCACUGCUCCUUGUCCGAGCUCAGUCUCAGUCUCAGUCGUUUUGUCUCUGAGUGGGGACGAGUGGACGGAGACGGUUUUUCCCCCGACGCUCUCUUCUACGUCUGCCUCUCUCUACAGAAGUUCCUCUUUGACCACGGUCGUAUGGAGAACAUCUUCAGUGAUCUGACCUACAGCAGCUUCUCCACCGAGUUCACCAACAUCCUCAGACCUUCGGUCAGAUCCGGCGCUCUGGUGGAGUCCUGUGUGAAGGAGGACUUCCUGUGGGACUGCAAACAGCUGGGGGCGUACUCCCCCCUGGUCCUGCUCAACACCCUCCUCUUCUUCUGCUGCAAACACUUUGGCUUCACCGGGGUGGAGCACCAGCGCCAGCUGCGCUUCACCAACAUCACCUCCUGCACCAGGACCAACCCGGACCAGAGCAAAACUGACGUCCUGCGCUUUUACCCUCUCUUGUCCAGGACUUCAGGUGUGGACCAUGAACCGUGGACCGUGUGUCGUUGACACGAUGGUUCAGAGGCUGUGUUUGUACAGACGGGCAUCUGUAGAAACAUCAGUGGGG